UCCUUCACUGCCUUGCCAUAUAUUCUUCUAAUCCUGUCUUUCAAUUUUUUUUUUUUUUCACUUUCUCUGGUCAUGGAGAAGCAGAGACUUUUGGCUCUGUUUUGUCUCCUGUUCCUCGUAUUACCUUCCAUGGUUGUUGGAGAAUGCAAUUGCACGUGUGAUUCUGAAGAUGAAGUGAACAACAAAUCAGAGGCAAAAAAGUACAAGAUCGCUGCCUUUUUUGCGAUUCUCGUUGCGGGUACGAUUGGGGUUUGUCUUCCAAUGUUGGGGAAAACAAUCCCUGCUUUACAUCCCGACAGAGAUAUCUUCUUUGUAAUCAAAGCAUUCGCGGCUGGGGUGAUAUUGGCUACUGGGUUUAUUCAUGUUCUUCCCGAUGCUUUCGAGAGCUUGACGAAUCCCCGUUUGAGUGAGAAUCCAUGGCAGAAUUUUCCCUUCACAGGGUUUGUUGCGAUGGUGUCUGCGAUGGGGACUCUGAUGAUUGAUGCAUUCGCCACCAUUUAUUUCAAAAAAUCUCACUUCAACAACUCUCAAGCUGUGAAUAAUGGUGAUGGUGAUGAGGAGAAGGUUACUGGCCAUGAAGGUCAUGUUCAUCUUCAUACUCAUGCAACUCAUGGUCAUUCUCAUGGUUCUGUAGACUCUGGAUCUUCUGAUGUUCUUCUUCGACACCGAGUAAUUGCACAGGUUUUGGAGUUGGGAAUUGUUGUGCACUCUGUAAUUAUUGGAAUAUCACUGGGAGCUUCAGAGAAUCCAAGCACAAUUAGGCCUCUUGUUGCCGCACUAUCCUUUCAUCAGUUCUUUGAAGGCAUGGGACUUGGUGGAUGCAUUACACAGGCAAAAUUCAAGGCUAAGUCAGUUGCAAUUAUGGCACUCUUCUUCUCCCUAACAACACCUGUUGGGAUUCUAAUUGGCAUUGGAAUAUCAAGCAAGUACAAUGAAGAUAGUCCAAAUGCACUGAUUGUUGAAGGCAUAUUCAACUCUGCCUCUGCUGGGAUCUUGAUUUACAUGGCACUUGUUGAUCUUCUAGCAGCUGAUUUCAUGAGUCCAAAGAUGCAAAACAGUGGAAGACUUCAGUUGGGUGCAAACGUGUCGCUUCUUCUUGGGGCUGGUCUAAUGUCUCUUCUAGCCAAGUGGGCUUGACCUAGACCUAGACAUAGACUUAGACUUUGUUUAUUUUGGAUUUUUAUUAUAAGUUUUGUCAAUCAAUUAAUUAUGGUCCAUAAAUUGUGCUAUGCGUUUUAUCUCUUCCCUGUACUUUUUGAUGAGUCAUAUCAUUAAAUUUUACCUUGGGAGCUUACUUUUAUA
Molecule: messenger RNA, 1302 nt
Organism: Tripterygium wilfordii
Lineage: Eukaryota; Viridiplantae; Streptophyta; Magnoliopsida; Celastrales; Celastraceae
Product: zinc transporter 8-like
Exons: 3
Coding region: 73-1137 (354 amino acids)
Biological process (GO): zinc ion transmembrane transport
Cellular component (GO): plasma membrane
Molecular function (GO): zinc ion transmembrane transporter activity
Source: RefSeq, a predicted model, not a curated record